GGAGUAAUCGUCCAUUUGUUCAUCCGGUCUUGUAACUAUACUGAUAUAACUUAUAUAAAAUAUUAUUUGUUUGUUAAACCAUGGCGACCAGUCUUCGAGGACUUUGUAGAUUAAAUAUUUCUGUGGCAAAGAAUGCAUUUUUUAAAUAUAAUUUUAUAAAUGUUGGGGUUCGGUGUCUGUAUACGGAACGAGACUUAGGCGUAUCAUCGUAUGAGAAUACGAGAUACCAGUUUCGUAAUCAGUUUAUGACGAUAGAAAAUACAUUUCGUGAAAAAAUGCAGGACAUAUGUCAGAAUGAGAAUGGAAUGAUAUAUACAGAAGAUUUAAAAGCAAUGAUACAUUUAGCACAAGCUAAUGAAACUGAUAUGCAACUGUUAAAUAAUAUGAUAAUGAAGUACAUUCAGAAUCAAGAAGAAAAGAGGUAUGGUAAAUACGUAUUUGGACCAGUUGUAAUGAGAAUGUAUUAUCAUUUGAAUCAACCACAAUAUGCCUUGGAGGUAUUUGAUAAUGAUACAUUGAGAGAAAGCUUUGAUUACCGCACAUCCUUCCGUAUUUUGAUGUGUUUGUUAUAUAAAAAUAAUAUGUUCAAAGAAAUGAGAGAGAUAUACCAGAAAACUUUUGAUAGGAAAGGUAAUGAUUACAUUGGAAGCUCUAACGUCGUAAUGUAUGCAGGAUGUUUAAAGGAGAAUACUCCAGAGGCAUUAGAAUUCGCAUUAAAUUAUUGGGAACACCAGUGUGAUAGAACAAAUCCUUCUAUAAGAAGUUGUGCAUUGUUAUCAUGUUUAGCGAUUAAACAUAAUAAACCUGAAAUAGCUCUGGACAUAUUAAGUGCAGUACCAUUCGAUAGAGUUGCGAGUAUUAGGAAUCUUAAAAUGUUGUCAUAUGUGCAUUUGGACAGAUAUUUACAAAUAAUUCCUUUCUUGAAAUAUGGAUUAGAACAAGAUAAUAUUGAUAAUAAAAAUCAACUUUUUUUCACUGAUGUGCUUUAUGAACUGGAAGAGAAAUUGAAAAUACAAGAUGUACCAGAAUGCAAGCAAGUGCUUAAUUUAAUAGAACAAGCAAGAAAGCACGAUCUUGUUCAAACCACUUGUACUUUGGAAGAAUUUUUACUAAGGUCAAUAACGUUUGGAGCGCGAGUGAAACAAAACGUGGGAGACAGAAGGAAAUUUAGAAAUAAUUACUCAUACCAAUCAGAAGACAAAACUCAAUUAAAAAAUUAUUUGUAAUGCAUUUUUUAGUACCCCUAUCAAAAAUUAAUUAUGUAUGAUUUUAUCAACUUUAUUAAUGAGGAAUAUUUUCCCUUAACGGAUUCUGUAGUCAAGUUAUAUCCUUGCCUAAUGUAUAAAAUGUUUCAUCCGUGCAGUUAAUGUAUGGAAUGUAAUUCUAUGAAGUAAAAAAAUAAAUUCAGAAAAAUGUAAAA
This is a messenger RNA of Bombus pascuorum, 1420 nucleotides long. Its product is annotated as pentatricopeptide repeat-containing protein 2, mitochondrial-like. Gene Ontology annotation, molecular function: RNA binding. The transcript is spliced from 5 exons. Bases 81 to 1226 code for a protein of 381 amino acids. Gene Ontology annotation, cellular component: mitochondrion. Gene Ontology annotation, biological process: regulation of mRNA processing; multicellular organism development; mitochondrion organization. The record is from RefSeq and is a predicted model, not a curated record. NCBI's taxonomy places the organism in Eukaryota, Metazoa, Arthropoda, Insecta, Hymenoptera, Apidae.